Molecule: messenger RNA, 1932 nt
Organism: Erigeron canadensis
Lineage: Eukaryota; Viridiplantae; Streptophyta; Magnoliopsida; Asterales; Asteraceae
Exons: 1
Coding region: 1-1932 (643 amino acids)
Source: RefSeq, a predicted model, not a curated record
AUGAGAAUCACAUCUAAAUCAAUCUUGAGCCCAGGGCGAGCUGGGGUUCGAGACCACCGCCAGCCUAACUCACUCUCAACUUCACUUAGCCGGAGACUUAAAAAAAGUGGCAGCAUUAAAGGUGGUGCAUCACCAGCUAUGUUUACUAGUAAGAAAAGAGGCAGUUUUGAAAACCAAGAACCAUCUUCACCUAAAGUUACCUGCAUUGGUCAAGUUAGAGUUAAGUCCAAGAAAAAACAAGCUAAAAAGCUGAGAAGCUUAUCAAGGAGACAUAGUUUAGGUGAUGUUGGUUUUGGAAAGUUGGACCAUUCUGUUCAUGGGGUUGGUUUAAGAAGUCAAAAUGUUGAAAAAAGUUUGGAUCUUGGGUCAAAUGGUGGUCAAACAAUGUAUGGUCAAAGUCAAAGAGAAAGUCAAGAUAAUCAAGAAAGUUGUUCAAAGAGUUGGGUGCAUUUUCCUGUGACAAUUUGUGAUGCUUUAAGGGCUUUUGGAUCUGAGUUUAGUUGUUUGUUUCCUUGCCGGAAAGAGGGAAAGAUGGUGGUGGCUGAAGAUGGUCACCGGCAAGGUUCUUGUGGUGCAUUUGCACGGUGGUUGGUGGCGGUGCAAGAUGGUGGUAGUGGCGGUGGUGGUGAAAGAGAUAUUGAGUUGGUGGUUGGUGAAGAGGAGGAGGAUGAAGAUGAAAGAUUUGUUAAGAAAUCAAGAAGGCAUGUAUUUGAAGAUUUGGAGAUUGUGAAUGAUAGAAUUGAAGGUCAUAAAGAUGAAGCUAGAGUUAGUAUUUGUGUGCCACCAAAAAAUGCUUUGUUGUUAAUGAGAUGUAGAUCUGACCCUGUUAAAGUUGAAGCUCUUGCUAAUAGGUCUUGGGAACCAAGUUUUGAUAAAAAUUAUGAAGAAGAUGAUGGAGAAGAAAUAGUUGUUUUUGAAGAUUGUAAGGUGAUAGAAGAUCUUGAAGUGGGCAAGCCUCAAGUUUUGGUCUUUAAUCAAGAUCAAGACAAUUUGCAACAAGAUGAAGUAAAUCAAGCUCAAGAACUUGAUAAUGUGCAAGAUGAUGAAGUAUGUGAAGUUCAAGCUUUUGAUAAUUUGCAAGAAAAUGAAGUGGGCCAAGUUCAAGAAUAUGAAAAUGUGCAAGAAAAUGAAUUGGGUCAAGAAAAUGUGGAAGAAAAUGAAAUGGGUCAAGAAGAUAUGCAAGAAAAUGAAAUGGGUCAAGAAAUUGUGCCAGAAAAUGAAACGGGUCAAUCUCAAGAACAUGAAAAACUGGAAGAAGAUGAAGUGCGUCAAGAUGAAGAAGAAAGUUUGUAUCUUGAGUUAUUAUUUGAAGAAAUCUUGGAAGAUCAAGAUAAUGAGAUUCAAGAACAAAAUGAGUCAACAAUGGUGGCCAAUGUAGCAAACAUCUUUGAAGCUUAUGAAGAAGAAAUGGCUAAACAAAGUACUAAUGGAGCUUUAGAGAAAGAAACUGAGAAAGUAUUGCCACAAUGUUUAUUAAUGAUGAUGUAUGAGCCAAAGUUAUCAAUGGAAGUUUCAAGAGAAACAUGGGUGUGUAGCAAAGAUUUCAAGCAACAUUCUUCUAGAAAAAAGCCACCUCCGGCGCCGGUGGCGGCGCCAACGACGGCGGAAGGUGGUAUUGGGUCAAGUGGUAAUGCAAAUGCUACUCUUAAAGAUAUGAUGAAGGUGGCUGAUGGUGGGUUUUCGGCGGCUUUACAGCAGCCGGCGCGAUCAUCGUGUUCUUUGCCGGCGGCGCCAUCAAUGGCGGCGGUGUUAGGGCAGAAGUUGGCGGAUGCGGUGGGUUAUGAGCCGUUUGUGUUGACUAGGUGUAAGUCAGAGCCAAUGAAAACGGCGGCGGCUAAGCUGUUACCGGAGAGUUGUGUUUGGGAAAACAGGAAGGUAGAGCAACUGAGCCGAGUUACAUUUGGUGUCGGCUCGGCUCGGCUAGGGUUUUGA